Molecule: messenger RNA, 1186 nt
Organism: Pseudo-nitzschia multistriata
Lineage: Eukaryota; Bacillariophyta; Bacillariophyceae; Bacillariales; Bacillariaceae
Source: the annotation of a GenBank genome assembly
CUGGAGCAUGCGGUACAACAUCGAAAGAAUAAGUAUUCACUGCUUCACAAAAACGGCGGGAACCCACUCAUGUGCAGCUGCUACGGUUCAAUCAUGAGAACAGUCGUGUAUUUCUCCUCCUUUACAAGCAGGACCAUGAGAUUGAUCAUUUUUAAUCAGCUGGUAUUGGUCAUCGCACUGUGCAGCCUGUUGUAUCCAGGGAACAGCCACAUGCCUGUUGCACUUGCUUUUGAUAUUUCUCCGAGAUUGUCUACCCCUCGCCACAGAAUAACGGCAACAGAAGCCUCUACAAAAAGUUCCGUGCCUUAUCGAACAGCAACAGCAGCAGAAAAAACGAUUGGAUGCAAGGAGGCCCAUACGAUUCGAAACACUGAACGUUCGCAUUCUUGUAAGUACGAUCUAGGGCUGGGAAAGAAUGCUCCCGUCGUAUCAAAAACACUCAGUCGUGAUCAACAAGGGUUGCCAAACAGCAUCACCGAUGUUGGCGUUAAUGGGAAUCCUAGUAGCUACGAAGUGACUCGGUUCCUCGUGGAGCAUGAAGCGACUAGGUCAUACCCCGCACCCCGCACCACAGAUGAUCAUGGUUUAUCGCUAGUGUCACAACAAAAAAAGAAUCACGCUGUGAUAGGCAAGACUGCCCCGAAACUAGAAAUAUCCACAACGAUACCCAAAGAAAGGAAUGCAUCCCAACACCAUCUUAUCGAUUCCGAAGUGACAAGGAAACAAUUAUCGACGAUGAUGGAAAAUCGAAGUCGCAAAUCACCCGAAACAACGCUGGAAAAAAGGAAUUCCUGUCAUAAACAACAAAAACGCUCCAUCGCAAGGAUGCAACCCAAACCGAAGCGGUCUUUGGAAGAUUGCUUGACGAUACUGGAUCACGAAGUGACAGCAUCGAAAAGCUCUGUUCCUGCUACUAUGAAUAGCACGAUUGUCUCGCUUCCCAAUACUCCCCAGCUGGACAUGAACAGUAUCUGGGUAGAAAUGCUAUUGCACAACCAGAUGGCAUUGGCUCAUCAAAGCAACAACUAGUUCUAGGUUGGGAAACCGCUAUUUUUCAACACUAAAUAAUGAUUACUGGUAGUAUUAAUUUCUAGCACUGACAUCAUUUCUCAUAAUAUUAUUGUAGGAACAAGAUGUGGUGGACCAGGUUUUGAAUGGAAUCUUGGGAUAAAGAAACGCUUGCGUA